ACUCUCCCUUGGCCGAGGACUCUUCCCUUCAGCUACGGACUUCCUGUGUUCACCCCAACCAAACCUCCAAGCAGUUCGCCUUGGACCAUAAUGGGAGUGUCGGAACAAAGGACAGGGUAGAGGACUCUGCAAUGGGAGAAACCUUCCUGGAGCAACUCCGGGCAGACAGCCGCUUCCUGAAGUCAGACCGGCGGCUGGACACGGAGGUGGUGGACCGACUCAUCCUACAGCUCAACCGCAUCUACCCCCAGGUGCUCAGUGACAAUGAGGCCAAGAAGUUCAGAGAUCUGGACGUGCCCACCUGUAUCCGUCUGGGCCAGCUGCUGUCUCACCUGCAGGAGAAAGGGGAGGAGGCGUGCCGUGAGUUCUACCGGGCGCUUCACCUCCACGUGGAGGAGGUGUACUUCAGCCUACCCACGCGCCUCCGCCGCAGAGACUCUUUAGACAAAAUCCCCAGUCCGGGGACUCCAGUUAGACAGAGAUUUGUGCUCAAUGACAGAGGCCCCUUAUUCUUCAUCAGCUGUUUCAGUGUAGCGGUGGGAGUGGCCUUCCUCUACUACUAUGGAGAGGCGAAGAUGGCAAGUGGAUCCAGCGGGACUGUGGGUCUGACGGCGCUGGGUCUGGGCCGGCGGGUACGAGAGGUUCUCAUCUGGUACACGGAAAACAACAUCCACCGUAAAUCACAAUAGGCCAACCAGUGCCCCCUGGUGUUCACCACCAGUAACAGAUCCGAGCGCACACAGAACACUUAUACAUCAUCCCAUGGUGUCAAUUUGUUACCAAAAUCAGGGGUUUGUUGCAUUUUUAUGUUAAUGUUUGUACACUUGAUACACACAGCAACAGUUUCUAUUUCUGUUCUUCUUCUCCUCCUCUUUCUCCUUUUUAUAAAAAGAGAGAAUGACUUGGUAUUAAUUACCUCUGAUGGUUAGGGCUCUGGUAAAAUUCACAAACCCACAUGAAACUUAUUGUACCUCUCUCGGUGCUCAGAACUCAAUACAAUCUUAGGGUAGCAGUUUCAUGCUGGGAUUUGUAGUAGAGACAGAAGUAAACUUGGAUUGUACACCUCAUGUUUUUCACAAUGUAUCCCUUGUGGAAAGUCUGUAAUGAUAUAUGAUUUUUAAUGUAUAUCUUUGACAAAAAGGGAUUGUAUUUAUUUAGAAAUCCUAUGGGUUUUAUACCUUCUACUGAAACUUGUUUUGGAAUCCAGUAAUUCAACUGUGUCAUACUAUCUAUUAGGAUUAUAUCCUGUGCAACACACUACAAAUUAACGCCAUGUUUUUUCAAGAGAAAUGUACUGAGAACCAUCAUCCAGAAACUGCCAUUUCAGAUGCAUCAGUACCACACCUGAAGAUGCCUUUUAUUUUCCUGUCUCGUUUGCAACCUUGCACCCAUCACAUAACAUAAUGGGAAAGGUCUUAAAAACGCUUAAAACGUUUCAUUUCUACUAUAAUAUUACAAUCAUGUGCAUAAGCAAUGAAUGAAGUACAAACAUAGCCAUACUCACUUGUGCAAAGGUUAAAUUCACUGUGUAUAUUAACAGGCAGAGGCAUCUUUAAGGUGCACUGUGUAAUAUUUGUAUUAGUUUAUUUCCAGAAUUCAUGCUGCCCAUUCAUAAAUGUUACCUUUUCCACAAAUACUUACUACCACCAUCAAAUCCUAAAUAUUCAUUAUGACAGGGAAAAUCGAGAUUUUAUUUUGUAGUAUUUUAUUAUGUAGUAAAUAUUCAUGAAAAGAUCAAAUUUGGCAAAAGGCAGCACCGUUUCAAUGAGCAGCAUAGAUGCAAUACCUUCUCUGUACAGUAUCCUACACAGUGCACCUUUAAGUUCAGAGUUCAAUGCUUCCCACAGCUCUCAGUAGAUGUAGUACUUUUUGAAUGAUAAGGGUAUACCUCCUCGGCACAGUACAGGAUGUAUGUACUGUAUAUAGUCUACUCUAGAGUUGUAUUAAGUAGAAGUACUCUUGCAAAUGUAACUACAACACUAGUGGUAUGAUAUUACAUGGUUAGAACUUAGUAUUUUUUUCAUAGUACGAGUGUUGUAAUUACACAUGUAAGAGUUCUUCUUUACUUUAUACAACUCAGGUCUACUCCUACAACAGUCCUGCCUACACGGCAAGCUACAACUUCUCAUGAACAAUUACUCUCUCUCUCCGUGGCCUUAACCUGGCUUUGCCCAUCACACUCAGCCAUGAUGUUUUUACAGUAUGUGCAUUUAGUUUAUAAUUAUUUCCCCGCUAUCCUCCAGAAUAACUUCAGUGGGUUCCCCCAGGGGCUGACAGGUACUCACAGCCUCUCUGUUAGUGUGAUGGCACUCCAUGUUGUGGUAGUUGUACCAAAGAAUCUUCUAUUAGAGUAAGAUACAUCAAGCCCAUUCUUUUCCUGCAUCCAUGUGAUGAGGUGAACCUUCGGUUAGACCUUUGGAGACUUAAGGAUGAGAAUGAAUGGAUUAAUUAAUGAAUUAAUUAGCGCUGUAGAUGGCGGUAGUGCACAUUUUGUCUAAACACCACAGAAAGAAAAGAAGGAGGAGGGGACAACGCCCCCCUUGGAGAUCAAACUUGAGCACACUCCUUUGCAUUGGGUGGGCGUAGUUUGAAUGAUCUCAGGUUCUCUAAUAGAGAUUCUUUGGUUACACCUAGAGCCUGUAGUUCUCCUGUAUGGAAAUAACCGCACAUGUGGAGGAUGGUGCAGAAUGUCACUUAUAUGGAUGUUUUCCUUUGCUGCCUUCUGUUUGCCAAUGUCCCCUAACAGACAAUAAAAUGCAAAUGCUUAUGUACAAAGAGAUAC
Messenger RNA from Engraulis encrasicolus (European anchovy), 2782 nucleotides. It is a transcript of the gene card19, whose product is annotated as caspase recruitment domain family, member 19. The transcript has 6 exons. The record is from RefSeq and is a predicted model, not a curated record. Gene Ontology annotation, cellular component: mitochondrion. Lineage: Eukaryota; Metazoa; Chordata; Actinopteri; Clupeiformes; Engraulidae. Bases 132 to 689 code for a protein of 185 amino acids.